Molecule: messenger RNA, 1338 nt
Organism: Postia placenta MAD-698-R-SB12
Lineage: Eukaryota; Fungi; Basidiomycota; Agaricomycetes; Polyporales; Adustoporiaceae
Exons: 6
Coding region: 1-1338 (445 amino acids)
Molecular function (GO): nucleotide binding
Source: RefSeq, a predicted model, not a curated record
AUGGGGCUUGACAUUGCGACCUUCUCUGCUCAGCCCAUUACCCUCGCCAUCAUAGGUUGCGGGAGCCGCGGUACGGCUUACAGUGCGUAUGCCCUCGCUGAACCGACGAAAUGCAAGGUCGUCGCGGUCGCGGAGCCGCGCCCUAAGACGCGGAAGUUCAUGGCUGAGGGACAUAGCGUCGACAAGACUCUCGUUUUCAGUUCCUGGGAGGAUCUCUUGAAGGCUUCUGAGGAGACCAUUAAGACAGUGGGCAAGCGGCUCGCUGAUGCUGUGAUCAUCGCGGUUCAGGAUCGCAUGCAUCUUGAGGUCACUCUGGCCUUCGCCGCGCAAGGUUAUCAUAUUCUUUGCGAGAAACCAAUGUCGACCACUGUAGAGGACUGUGUCAAGAUGGAGGCUGCAGUGAAGAAGGCCGGUAUCAUAUUUGGAAUGGGUCACGUACUCCGCUACUCCCCCUACAACAAAGCCGUCUCGGAGAUCGUUUUGUCUGGGAAACUGGGUCAACUGAUCAACGUCGUUCAUAUCGAACCCGUAGGCUACUUCCAUUUUGCCCAUUCAUACGUCCGGGGCAACUGGGCCAGAGAGGAGGAAUGUUGCUUUUCGCUCAUGACGAAGAGCUGCCACGACAUUGAUUUGCUUUGCCAUUGGCUCUCCCCUGGGACUCCCACUCGCGUUUCCUCCUUUGGAUCGCUUCUCCACUUCCGAAAAGAGUCUAAGCCCAAGGAGGCUGGGGAGGCUACUAGUUGCCUUGACUGUUCCUAUGAACGCGAUUGCCCUUACAGCGCGAAGAAGAUCUACCUCGAUCCUGUGGCCAAGGGCCAACUUGGAUGGCCAGCGGCAACAAUCGUCGACGGUCUUCCCGACAUCGAGAACGUGACGUCAGCCCUCAGGCAUGGUCGGUACGGCCAGUGCGUCUACGAGAGCGACAAUAAUGUCUGCGACAACCAGAUUGUCAAUCUGGAAUUCUCAAAUGGAGCGACCGUGUCGUUCACGAUGAUCGCUCAAACAGAGCGCAUCUGCGAACGGCAAUCGCGGCUGCAUUUCUCGCACGGCGAGAUUGUCGGUGACAUGAAUACAUUCACAGUGACUGACUUCCGCACGGGCACCACGACACGCCAUACACCGCCGAGCGAGGGCGGAAACCAUGGUGGCGGAGACAUCGGUCUUAUUCGUACGUUCGUCGAGGCCGUGCGCACCGGGAAGCAAGAGCUGCUGGGAACCGACGUUACAGAGGUGCUGAAGAGCCAUCUGACGGUCUUCGCAGCGGAGAAAAGUCGUCGUGAGGGUACGGUUGUAAACUGUGCGGAUUUCGAGCGCGAAGCAAAGGCCAAGUUUGUUUAA